Penicillium chermesinum is the source of this 213-nucleotide messenger RNA. RefSeq lists its product as uncharacterized. Lineage: Eukaryota; Fungi; Ascomycota; Eurotiomycetes; Eurotiales; Aspergillaceae. The transcript has a single exon. The record is from RefSeq and is a predicted model, not a curated record. Bases 1 to 213 code for a protein of 70 amino acids.
AUGCUCCGAGGUGCUGCCAGUGUGGUCCAUUCGGCCAUGCCUGUCUCCGAAGACAGUCAGCCAAGACAAGAUUUUCACUCAUCGUACCACUAUAGGCAGUUCUUCCUCGCUUUCAUCCCUGUUGCGGUGCUUGUGGGCUAUCUCUCGCUGGGUCUGGUGACAGGUUAUGGGACACGGAAGAUCAUGAUCCUGAUCGAUUUACAAAGCACUUGA